CACACAACCACGGUCUUACUUAGCAUACUCUUUCGACAAAUUUAAAUAAGAACAAUCAAAUCAUUUAAAUUAAAUUGCAUGUUUUUUUUCUUAAAUCAAGUGGUUGAAACAAAAAUAAAAUCAAUUUUCUUCAAACAUUUAUAGUUAAGAUUAAACAAAGUGUCAGUUCGGUCCCACUCUUACUCUCAACGUACUAUCACCGUUCAAAUAAAUUCAAAAAAAGCGUCGACGAUCAAAGCUCAUUCGCAAUUAUUUCAUCGCUAAAUUUAAUUAGAUUUCAUUAAACUUUGCACGUAUUUUGUUCGCAUUGAAGAUGUCCGCACGCCUAAUCAUUCUGUUGACGGUGGCUUUUGUAAUGAUUUUGAAUGCCCAUGUUGUUGUGGCGCAUCCACUAACACCAUCCGAACAAAUGCUACUAGAUUUUGAAUCAGCGCAAUUAGCCAAGAAAUUGGCAUUCCAAUUGCAACAUUCGGUAGAAGAGAAAUACCAACCAUAUGGUGGGCACAUCGAACAAAUGCCGCCAUCCGGAUAUAUUGAGAAUUAUGAAAAGCCCGUUGACAAUAUUAACGAUAUAAACAAUAAUCUAAACGAACCAUUUAAAUCAGCUGAACAAAGUCCAGCAGAACCAUUACCUAAUGCAGAACGACUUGUUGCCGAUGAUAAGACAAUAAUGUACAAGAAAAAUGGCAAAAACUACCAUAUGACAAUUUGUCACUUUAAAAUUUGUAACAUGGGACGCAAACGAGAUACACACAAUCAAAUGUACUAAAAAUUGUGAACUGUCGUUCAAAUUUUUUCUCCAUUCUAUGGCUAUUGCCAAAAUGAUGAAAAAAAAACACAAACAAUGGCAACUCAUUCGAAAAUGCAUUAUCGCCAUCAUAGUUAUGACAACAAAAAACACACAAAUCUAUUUAACUUUCGAUGUAAAUUAUAUCUGUUUAAAAUGAUCACGUGCAAAUUACACAAUCCCGGUGUUGGAAAUCAACUGCUCGUUGAUGAAAGAACCAUUUUUAUGACAAUUAAAUAAUAAUCAAUUUAUUUGGCGAUAAUGUUCACAGGCACAUUUUGUAAUUGUUGAAAAAAUUUAUAAAAAAAAAAAUGUAUUUAUAUUUUACGUUAA
Messenger RNA from Contarinia nasturtii (swede midge), 1120 nucleotides. RefSeq lists its product as uncharacterized. The coding region runs from base 314 to 769 and encodes 151 amino acids. NCBI's taxonomy places the organism in Eukaryota, Metazoa, Arthropoda, Insecta, Diptera, Cecidomyiidae. The transcript is spliced from 4 exons. The record is from RefSeq and is a predicted model, not a curated record.